Messenger RNA from Dovyalis caffra, 645 nucleotides. The record is from the annotation of a GenBank genome assembly. Lineage: Eukaryota; Viridiplantae; Streptophyta; Magnoliopsida; Malpighiales; Salicaceae.
AUGGCUAAUCACAUUUUGGUUAUUGCAAGUUUACUAGCCAUUGCUUGUGCCAUGGUCACUGCAUUUGAGCCUAGCCCAUUGCAAGAUUUCUGCGUUGCCGAUCCUACUAGCUCAGCAAGAGUUAAUGGUCUGGCUUGCUUGGACUCGAAGAUGGUACAAGCCAACCACUUUUCCUUCAGUGGUCUCCAUAUUCCAGGAAACACAUCAAAUCCCCUUGGCUCUGCAGUUAAACCAGUCUUUGUAGGCCAAUUACCAGGACUAAACACCCUUGGAAUCUCGAUGGCCCGCAUUGACUAUGCACCCUGGGUCUUGGAAGGCAAACUAUUUGUUGGCUUUGUGACUUCUAACCCUGAAAACAGGCUCAUUACUAAGUUCCUUGAAAAGGGUGAUGUGUUUGUGUUUCCUAUUGGACUUGUUCACUUCCAGAGAAAUGUUGGCCAUGGAAGUGCUUUCUCAAUCUCUUCCUUAAGCAGUCAAAACCCUGGUGUUGUUCUCGUUGCUAAUGCUCUAUUUGGAUCUACUCCAAGCAUUCCAAAUGAUAUUCUAGCCAAGGCUUUCCAGGUGGACGAGUCCGUAGAAGCUCCAGCUCGAGCUUGGGUGGACGAAGCGGAAGUGAGAAUGCCGGCAAAAACAUCUGCUGAUUGA